AUGUAUGCAGAUGAUACGCUCCAGUGUCGACCAAUUGAUCUAGUGCAGAGUCUGCCAUGCACCAGCUCAGGACCAGAAGAGUCAGUGGAUGUCAGUAAUGUUGGAGAGACUUCAGAGAACAGAGGAACUCCCUCCUCUCAGAGCAAAGAGGGGAUGGUUCCAGUACCAAAGCCAGCACGGCACAUCUCAUAUUACCAAGAAAAAAUUCAGCCAAACCUCAUAGACCGUUACAUGCAACUACAAGAAGGGUUGAUGGAGGUGAAACAACCUCUGGAUGAGAUGUACACACAUCUGUCUGUCACAACUGGGGGUGACGUACACAUCAACAAACAGCAUAAGGUCAGGCAGAUUGAGGCAGUGAAGACAGCAGAUACAGAGACAACAAUUAAACCUUGUGACAUGUUCAAACACCCCUCUGGAAAAGACAGACCCAUAAGAACAGUGCUGACCAAGGGAAUCGCAGGAAUUGGAAAAACAUUUCUUGUGCACAAGUUUGUGUUCGACUGGUGUAAAAGAGAAACCAAUCAAGAUGUUCAUCUUAUUUUCCCCUUCACUUUCCGCGAGCUGAAUUCAUGGAAAGGAAUGAAUGUAUGUUUGGCAGAGCUCAUUCAUGAAUGUAUCUGGGAGACCAGAGACAUCAAGGAAGAAGCUCUCAAUCACAUCUUUACAGCUCUGCAAUCAUCAGGAAACACAAAUUUUGACAAGAGUGAAUUCAAACUUCUGUUUGUUUUGGACGGACUAGAUGAGAGCCGCCUUGAUCUGGACUGCUCUACUAAUAUAAAUCAGGCAGUUAAAUUUGAUGUGACAGCGCCGACCUCAGUGGACAAGCUGUUGACGAACCUCAUCAAGAAGAAACUGCUUCCCACUGCUCGUCUCUGGAUAACCACACGACCUGCAGCAGCCAAUCAGAUCCAUUCUGAUUUUGUAGACAUCACAACAGAGGUCAGAGGGUUCUCUGAUCCACAGAAGGAAGAGUACUUCAAGAAUAGAUUCAGAAAUGAAGAGCAGGCCGGCAGAAUCAUCUCCCACAUCAAGACAUCACGAAGCCUCCACAUCAUGUGCCACAUCCCGGUCUUCUGCUGGAUCACUGCUACAGUUCUGGAGGAAGUGAUGAAAACCAGAGAGGGAGGAGUGCUGCCCAAGACCCUGACUGAGAUGUACGCAGAAUUCCUGGUGUAUCAGAUUCAUCAGACAAAAAAGAAUUAUGACCGAAAGAAGUGCAUUGAGUACAUUGAGUCAUUAGCAAAACUGGCUUACCAUCAGUUGGAAAAGGGCAACCUGAUCUUCUACGAAAAAGAUCUAGAAGAGAGUGGCAUUGAUGUCAGCGGAGCCUCGGUGUGCUCAGGAGUGUUCACAGAGAUCUUCAAAGAGGAGUCGAAGAAAGAAUUACAAAAAAAGAUGUUUAGCUUCAUCCAUCUGAGUGUUCAAGAGUUUCUGGCUGCUCUUCAUGUAGAGAGGGCAGUAAUUAACAGAAACAAGAAUGUGAUGUUUGGCCAAAGUUGGGUUGAACAAGGGCAAAUGCUUUUCAGCAAAAAAACUAUGACGUCUAAGGUCCACAGGUUUGUUACUGACAAGGCCUUACAGAGUCCAAACGGCCACCUGGACUUGUUCCUCCGCUUCCUCCUGGGUCUUUCUCUGGAGACCAAUCAGGAUCUCCUCAAAGACCUGCUGGUUCAGACAGGAAGUAGCUCACAGACCAAUCAGGAUACAGUUGAGUACAUCAAGAAGAAGAUUACUAAGAAUCUGUCUCCAGAGAAAAGCAUUAAUCUGUUCCACUGUCUGAAUGAACUGAAUGAUCAUUCUCUAAUUGUGGAGAUCCAACAGUACCUGAGUUCAGGAAGUCUCUUCACAGAUAAACUGUCUCCUGCUCAGUGGUCAGCCCUGGUCUUCAUCUUACUGUCAUCAGGAAACAGUCUGGAUGUGUUUGACCUGAAGAAAUACUCUGCUUCAGAAGAGGCUCUUCUGAGGCUGCUGCCAGUGGUCAAAGCCUCCAAAAAAGCUCUGCUGAGUGGCUGUGACCUGUCAAAGAGAAGCUGUAAAGCUCUGUCCUCAGUUCUCAGCUCAGAGUCCUCUAGUCUGAGAGAGCUGGAUCUAAGUAACAACAACCUCACGGAUAUAGGAGGGAAGCUGCUCUCUGCUGGACUGGAGAGUCCACACUGUACACUGGAGACUCUCAGGCUGAGUGGUUGUAACCUGUCAGAGAGAAGCUGUGAAGAUCUGUCCUCAGUUCUCAGCUCAGAGUCCUCUAGUCUGAGAGAGCUGGACCUGAGUAACAACGACCUGAAGGAUUCAGGAGGGAAACUGCUUUCUACUGGAGUGAAGAGUCCACACUGUAUACUGGAGACUCUCAGUCUGAGAGAGCUGGACCUGAAUAACAACGACCUGAAGGAUUCAGGAGUGAAGCUGCUCUCAGCUGGAAUAAAGAGUCAACACUGUAAACUGGAGACUCUCAGCAUGGAGGAGGUUUUCUACACCAAGGGCUGUCUGAUCACAGAGGAAGGCUGUACUUCUCUGGCCUCAGCUCUGAGCUACAACCCCUCCCAUCUGAGAGUGCUGGACCUGAGCUACAAUCAUCCAGGAGACUCGGGAGUGAAGCUGCUUUCAGCUAGAUGGGAAGAUCCACAAUGCAGACUGGACGAUCUAAGGCUAGAUCAUUGUGGAGAGCAGAGGCUGAAACCUGGUCUGAUGAAGUAUUCCUGUGAACUCACACUGGACACAAACACAGCACACAGCAGACUCAAACUGUCUGACAACAACAGGAAGGUGAUGAAUGUGGAGGGGGAGCAGCCAUAUCCUGAUUAUCCAGAGAGGUUUGACUGCUAUCAUCAGCUGCUGUGUAAAGAUGGUCUGACUGGUCGCUGUUACUGGGAGGUUGAGAGGAGCAUAUGGGUUUAUAUAUCAGUUUGUUACAGAGGAAUCAGGAGGAGAGGAAACAGUGAUGACUGCAGGUUUGGAUGGAAUGAUCAGUCCUGGAGCCUGGACUGCUCUGAUGGUGGUUACUCUGUCUGGCACAAUAAGAGAGAAAUGCCCAUCUCCUCCUCCUCCUCCUCCUCCUCUGUCUCCGAUAGAGUAGCAGUGUAUGUGGACUGUCCUGCUGGCUCUCUGUCCUUCUACACAGUCUCCUCUGACUCACUGAUCCACCUCUACACCUUCAACACCACUUUCACUGAACCUCUUUAUCCUGGGUUCUGGUUAGCCCCGCUUGCUUCAGUGUCUCUGUAGGACCGAGAGUCUCCUCCUGUGCACAGAAACACUCACACUGCUGACCAACACACACAAUCUCUUUGUAAAUCAAACUCAAAAUUACAAGAGAACAAUACAUUAAAGGAGUCACUAAUACAUACACUUUAUA
Molecule: messenger RNA, 3352 nt
Organism: Perca fluviatilis (European perch)
Lineage: Eukaryota; Metazoa; Chordata; Actinopteri; Perciformes; Percidae
Product: NACHT, LRR and PYD domains-containing protein 12-like
Molecular function (GO): protein binding
Source: RefSeq, a predicted model, not a curated record